GGUCCAGAGGCAGGAGCUCAAAAUGACUGCGAAUCUACUUUACACUUUCCUCGCUGGUUUGUUGGCGCUUAUUUUACUAAUUUACAUAAAAUACCCCUAUUUCUUACACGAUUUAAGAUACAUCACCGCUAUUGGCAUACAUAUACGCAUGAGCAAAUUUAAGAAGCAAACGCCAUAUUACACAAUUCUGGACAGAUUUUUGGAACAAGCAAAAAAACAACCGGAAAAAACUUUUAUUAUUUUCGAGGGCCGCAGGUUUACGUACAGUUACGCGGAUAAGGAGAGUAACAAAAUCGCCAGGGCGCUGCAGAAACACACAGACUUGAAGGAGGGCGACACCGCGGCUGUGUUUUUGGGAAACGAGCCGGACUUCGUGUGGCUCUGGCUGGCUCUGUCCAAACUUGGUUGCACCGCUGCGUUACUCAACACAAACAUACGGUCCAAAUCUCUGCUGCACUGCUUUUCCUGCUGCGACGCCAAAAUUCUCGUGACUGGAGCUGAUCUGCAGGGGGCAGUAGAGGAGGUGCUGCCUGGUUUGAAGGAUUUGGGCAUACGUAUGUUUGUUUUGGGACAGGGGAGUUGUGUGGAUGGUAUCGAGACUCUGUCUGAUAAGAUCCAAGAGGCCUCAGACCAGCCCCUGUCCCUGCAGCUUAGAGCUAAUGUUAAAAUCAGCAGCCCCGCCCUGUACAUCUACACCUCUGGGACCACAGGUCUCCCCAAAGCCGCUGUGAUUUCCCAUAUGAGGGUGUGGUUCGCUUCCUUUGUCCAGAACGUUGCUGGAUUGACCUCGAGCGACAUCUUCUACCUGUGCCUCCCCCUGUACCACUCCUCAGGCUUCCUCAUGGGGCUCACUGCGGCCAUAGACAGAGGUUUGACGGUUGUCUUAAAGCGCAAGUUUUCUGCCUCUCAGUUCUGGGAUGACUGUAGAAAAUACAACGUCACUGUGAUCCAGUACAUAGGAGAGAUCCUGCGCUACCUCUGCAACUCACCCAAGAAAGACAACGAUAAGAACCAUAAAGUGCGGGUUGCCAUAGGUAACGGUAUCCGGUUGGACACGUGGGAGGAGUUUCUGCAUAGAUUUGGAGACAUUCGGAUCUGUGAGUGCUAUGGCUCAACAGAAGGAAACGUCGCCUUCUUCAACUACAUCGGGAAAGUCGGAGCCAUCGGCAGAGAGCAUUUUCUUCAUAAAAUGGGCACUCCAUACUUUUUGAUAAGAUUUGACACUGAAACAGGGGAACCUGUGAAAGACUCUAAAGGCUUCUGCACUGAAGUUCCCAGAGGAGAGACUGGUUUGCUGGUUGCAAAGAUCGGGAAAACAUCACCAUUUCAGGGAUACGCGAAAAACCAACAACAAACAGAGAAGAAAAUACUGAAGGAUGUUUUUGUGAAAGGAGAUCGCUACUUCAACUCCGGAGAUCUUAUGAGGAUGGACCAACAAGGAUUUGUCUACUUCCAAGACAGAGUUGGAGACACCUUCAGGUGGAAAGGAGAGAAUGUAGCAACUACAGAAGUGGCUGACCAUUUACUCACAGUGGACUGUAUUGAGGAGGCCAAUGUUUAUGGUGUUAAAGUUCCAGGACAUGAGGGCCGUAUUGGGAUGGCGGCGCUGAAGCUCAAAGAGAACAUGGACUUUGACUGUAAAGCCGCUCAUCAACAUGUGAAGAACUUUCUCCCGAGCUACGCGCGGCCACGCUUCAUACGAAUACAGCCCUGCCUGGAUGUAACAGGAACAUUCAAACAAACAAAGGGGAAGUUGGUGGAGGAAGGUUUUGACCCAGCAAUCAUCAAAGAUCCUUUGUUUUUCCUUGAUGAUGCUAAAGGUUACAUCCCCAUCACACAAGACAUUUAUGAUUCUUUAGUUGAAGGCAAACUCCGACUCUGAGCCAACUGCACCUGAAAAACCCAAACCAACUAAUCAAUAUGUAACUGUAGUAUUAAGAUGAUUGCCUACAAAAGGACACUAAGUGGGCUAACUUUUCUUCCUUUCUAUGUUAUUGCUAUUUACCACUGUAUGCCACAAGUUACAGGUUAAAUCUGUGGAGAGGGAAGCCUGCUUACUGUAAGAACACAUCAUAAUUUCGAGCAAUAAACACAGCGGUAAUUUAUUAAAAGCAUCAUAAAGAAGUUAAAUGCCAUAUUAUCAUUCCAGCUGAAGCAAUAACAGCUUCACCAGAAAACUUGCAUAAUGGCAAUACUUACUGUAGCCAAAAAUUAAAGAAGUUUUUACUUACCCAUGAAGUCACUAAAAAUAAUUUUCAGUAAUAUUUUCUUCUUUAUAUGAACUUGAAGUUUUGCACUGUAAUCAUAUCCUUUGUCACGGAACAUUAUCACUACAGUAAAAUGUAUACAGUACAUACAGACAACAUUCAUUUCUAACCUACAAUACCAAAUCCAAAAAAGCCUUUUUUAAAUUGAAAAAAAUAAAAUAAAUAAAAAUAAAUAAAUAAAAUGUUUAUGUAAAGCAGAUAAGUUGAGCUUUCUAAUAUACAUUGCAUUUUUUUUUUUUAAUACAUGUUUUAGGUUUUAGUUUCCCAGUGGGCCAUUAAUUCUUUCACACCAAUAAAACAGACCAAACCAUGACUCAAUUAAGGUCUAAACCAAAACUGAAAUAGUACUUAACCAGUAACAACAUUAAAUAAAAAAUAUAACAGACAUACUAAAAUAUGCUCACUUUUUAAAUGAUGAAGUGUAUGCUAUAUAAAAUGUGACCAUUUACCAUUUGUCAUAUAAAGCUUAUUGGUAUUUUUUUUGUUGUUUUUUGUUUUGUUUUUGCUUGUAAACUUUUAUUAUAAUUGUUUAAUUUUACAAUUAUAUUGUGACCUGAAUAUUAAUUAACAGAAUUAUCUUGACAUCUGUACAAGACAGUGGACCUAACUAUGAUUAAAGGUCCUAUGUUACACAAAAUUGACUCUUGUGAGAAGUCAUGUUAUAAUAUUGUUACCUGAUCAAAAACAUACCCAGAGUUGUUUUUUGUUGUUGUUUGUUGAGUAAUCCUGCAUUAUUAGGCUGUCAGCAUUUCCAAAGCUCAAAAUGCUCCAUUCCGUCUCAUGAUGUCAUGUGGUAGUUUUCAUGAUUAACAGCUAGAUUUAACCUAACCAUCAUGACUAAG
Boleophthalmus pectinirostris (great blue-spotted mudskipper) is the source of this 3109-nucleotide messenger RNA. Its product is annotated as long-chain fatty acid transport protein 2-like. Gene Ontology annotation, molecular function: long-chain fatty acid-CoA ligase activity; long-chain fatty acid transmembrane transporter activity. The record is from RefSeq and is a predicted model, not a curated record. Lineage: Eukaryota; Metazoa; Chordata; Actinopteri; Gobiiformes; Gobiidae.